AUGGGAAUGAUGGUGGCUAUGGUCAUUUAUGUUGUGGGUAUCAUUAUUCAGAUUGCUUCACAGAGCGCCUGGUACCAAUACUUCAUUGGUAGACUCAUUUCUGGUCUUGCUGUGGGUACCAUUUCUGUUGUUUCUCCACUUUUCAUUUCUGAAGUUUCUCCAAAACAAAUUAGAGGUACUUUGGUCUGCUGUUUCCAGUUGUUUAUCACCAUGGGUAUUUUCUUGGGUUACUGUACCACCUACGGUACUAAGAAAUAUACAGACUCAAGACAAUGGAGAAUUCCUUUGGGUUUGUGUUUUGCCUGGGCCAUCUUUUUGGUUACAGGUAUGUUGAGCAUGCCAGAAUCUCCAAGAUACUUGAUUGAGAAAUCGAAAAUCGACGAAGCAAGACACUCAAUUGCCAUCUCCAACAAACUUUCUGAAGAAGACCCUGCUUUAUACACCGAGGUACAGCUCAUUCAAGCUGGUAUUGACAGAGAAGCCAUGGCUGGUAAGGCCUCUUGGAAAGAAUUGAUCACUGGUAAGCCAAAGAUCUUCAGAAGAGUCAUUAUGGGUAUUGUUCUUCAAUCCAUGCAGCAAUUGACUGGUAACAACUAUUUCUUUUACUACGGUACCACCAUUUUCCAAGCCGUAGGUAUGAAGGAUUCAUUCCAAACAUCGAUUGUGUUGGGUAUUGUCAACUUUGCAUCAACAUUUGUCGGUAUUUAUGCCAUUGAGAAAAUGGGAAGAAGGGCGUGUCUUUUGACUGGUUCCAUCGCCAUGUCUGCAUUGUUUAUCAUUUAUUCCCUCCUCGGUACCCAAAGCUUGUACAAACAUGGUACUUCUAACGAUACAUCCAACACCAGAAAACCAACUGGUAAUGCGAUGAUUUUUAUCACAUGUUUGAUUAUUUUCUUCUUCGCCUCGACCUGGGCUGGUGGUGUCUACUGUAUUGUUUCCGAGUCAUACCCAUUGAGAAUCAGAUCUAAGGCUAUGUCUGUUGCUACCGCUGCCAACUGGAUGUGGGGUUUCUUGAUUUCUUUCUUCACUCCAUUUAUCACAUCUGCUAUCCACUUUUACUUCGGUUUCGUGUUUUGCGGCUGUCUUAUUUUCUCCAUUUUCUACGUUUACUUCUUUGUUUACGAAACGAAAGGACUUUCUUUGGAGGAAGUGGAUGAGUUGUAUGCCUCUGACACAGUGCCUUGGAAAUCUUCUGGUUGGACUCCACCUUCGGUGGAACAUAUGACGCAAUCUGCCGGUUAUGCUGACCAGGGUAAGCCCACGGAAGAGCGUGUUUAA
Messenger RNA from Clavispora lusitaniae ATCC 42720, 1278 nucleotides. Its product is annotated as sugar porter family MFS transporter. Gene Ontology annotation, biological process: transmembrane transport; carbohydrate transport. Gene Ontology annotation, molecular function: carbohydrate:proton symporter activity. Lineage: Eukaryota; Fungi; Ascomycota; Pichiomycetes; Serinales; Metschnikowiaceae. Gene Ontology annotation, cellular component: plasma membrane. The record is from RefSeq and is a predicted model, not a curated record.